AUGGCCGGGGAAAGGGCUCCGGGGAGCCGCCGGAAACUGCUCACGAUUUCUUUGGGCAACAAAAUGACAGUCGACAAGCUUCCACUGCAUUUCUUUACAACUGCCACAUGGUUUUCUUUGCAGAUCAAGGACCUUGAAGUCCUCAACUGUGAAUAUGGCAAGAAUACAAUUAAGUUCCUUCGCCUUCAUAGAGAGGGAAAGAAGCAUUUUGUUAAAGAAGUGGAAGUGUGUACACAUCUCCGGCUGACUUCUCCUCAGGAGUACCUGGAAGGAAACAAUUCUCUUGUGAUACCUACAGACACCAUAAAGAAUAUUGUCCUCGUGUUGGCCAAAAAAAAUGGGAUCCCAAGUUUAGAAGAGUUUGCUAUAGAUAUCUGCAAUCACUUCAUGACAACAUUUUGCCAAGUGGCAUACGUCAAAACCUACGUUCAAGAAGUACCAUGGCAACGUCUGCACGAGGAUGGCGUUCCCCACAUCCACUCAUUCAUAUGUGUUCCUGAUGGGAUCCGCUUCUGUGAAGCUGAGCAGUGCCGGAAUGGUCCUCUGAUUGUCUUUGCUGGAAUUAAGGACUUGAAACUUAUGAAGACAACACAGUCUGGAUUUGAAGGCUUCUAUAAGAAUGAACAUACCACACUUCCUGAAAGGCAUGACAGGAUUCUAUGUGGAGAGCUCUUCUGCAAAUGGUCAUACGGCGAAUGCAAGGAUUUUGACUUUAACUGCAUAUGGAAGAAAAUCCGUGAAUGUAUCCUUGAAGCCUUUGCCGGACCACCUGACUGUGGGGAAUAUUCACCCUCUUACCAGAAAACUGUCAACUGUAUCCAGAUGCUUGUCCUUUCCAGGGUGUCACAGGUACAGGUCAUAGAAGUCGUCUUGAACAACACUUUUUAUAAUGUUGUAGACAUGAAGAAUCUAGGCUUGACCAAUGACAAAGAAGUUUUGGUUCCAGUGGAAGCUCCUUAUGGCUCCUGCGCUUGCACACUUGGCCGGAAGAAGUUUUUUGAAGCACAAGGCCACAUGCUGAGAGAUGACAGGAAAUGUCAGUUUGGACUGGCAGCUGCCCAGGGAAACUAA
Hirundo rustica (Barn swallow) is the source of this 1071-nucleotide messenger RNA. Its product is annotated as uricase-like. The transcript has 8 exons. Gene Ontology annotation, biological process: urate catabolic process; purine nucleobase catabolic process. Bases 1 to 1071 code for a protein of 356 amino acids. Lineage: Eukaryota; Metazoa; Chordata; Aves; Passeriformes; Hirundinidae. Gene Ontology annotation, molecular function: urate oxidase activity. Gene Ontology annotation, cellular component: peroxisome. The record is from RefSeq and is a predicted model, not a curated record.